GUAUUUACUAGGCAAACAACACGGCCCUAGACGCCUCCUCGUCAAGGAUAUAAGUGAAGGUUCGAGCUCGACGAUGGGAGUAUCGCAACGCUCCUCUCUUUGCAUCAACUGCGAACAGUCAAGAUGGCCGAAAGUAUCCAGGAAACCACAAUACCAGUCGAAGGUACGAGCGUAGUUCUGUCCUUCGGUCAUCACUUCUGAAAGUACCGCAUACAGUCGACAUGGACAUGCAAAGUCCAGAGCACGUACAAACGGAAUGUGUGCCAGUCUUCGGCGUAGACCUGGAUGAAGUGAACAGGACCAGGCCGCUAUAUGGCGAGAGUCUCGCAAUCUCCCUGCACCGUCACCGACACCGCAUCACCCAACAGCUAUCCACACACUUUCUCUUCAUUAUCGCGUGCGCCGUGCACGCUGCGGCGACCUCCUACAUCGGCUGGAUGUUCGUGAGAGCGAACAAGCCCUCCCCCGAAUUUGAACCCGAUCUUGACCUCGUCAUCACCGACGGCGUAUGUGGCGGCUCUAUCGUCAUCGCGUUCUUCACGACAAUCAUCGCCGAGCUCGCCAGAGGAACGGAGAGGGCAUGCGAAAGGAUGCGGAAUCGCGGAGUGGACACCGUCGAACUGAAAUGGAAGAUGCCAAGGUUGUGGGGGACCUUGCGGGGAGCCUGGCAGGCCCGGGCAGACGCACAACCGUUGCUGUGUCUGAAGCUACCCAUCGAGACGCAGAACGGCUACCCCGUGGUUCCGAUCUGCAGGAUGGUGGGGUUUAUCAUGAGCAGCCUGUAUGGCCCGGCACUGGGCUUCCAAGUUUAACCGAAUGGUUCGCACCUUGGAGGCAUGACCCUGGUUGAUGCUUUCGCGUGCGGCGCAUAUGGGACCACGAUGACUCUCGUGAUCCUCGCAAUGGCGUGGUUUUGGCGAAUGCUUUUGGUGCGACUUUGGGAGAAGAGAAUGCGGUCGAUGUUGUAGUGCUGAAUGAGAGAAGAGGUAGAAUUUGCUACGUAGUGGACGUUCAGUUAGUCUGUUGAUC
Messenger RNA from Rhodofomes roseus, 1029 nucleotides. RefSeq lists its product as uncharacterized. The record is from RefSeq and is a predicted model, not a curated record. Lineage: Eukaryota; Fungi; Basidiomycota; Agaricomycetes; Polyporales; Fomitopsidaceae. The transcript has a single exon. Bases 222 to 812 code for a protein of 196 amino acids.